Molecule: messenger RNA, 5755 nt
Organism: Artibeus jamaicensis (Jamaican fruit-eating bat)
Lineage: Eukaryota; Metazoa; Chordata; Mammalia; Chiroptera; Phyllostomidae
Gene: CDK5RAP2
Product: CDK5 regulatory subunit associated protein 2
Exons: 37
Coding region: 169-5718 (1849 amino acids)
Biological process (GO): positive regulation of DNA-templated transcription; negative regulation of centriole replication; regulation of mitotic cell cycle spindle assembly checkpoint
Cellular component (GO): microtubule organizing center; microtubule plus-end; pericentriolar material
Molecular function (GO): protein kinase binding; microtubule binding; transcription cis-regulatory region binding
Source: RefSeq, a predicted model, not a curated record
AAGAUGGCGGCGGCUGCGGUUUGAAUUCCAGCGGCGCCUCCGGAGUUCAAACAAGAGCUGCAUUGGAGGGGGCGGAGGCCUGGAGAGUCGGGCGGGUCGCUACCGCUGGGGGGAUCCAGUGGUGCCUCCACCACCCACACUAAUGCCACCACCUCCUCUGUGUCCGUGAUGGACUCAGUGUUGGAAGAGGACGUCACCCUCCCCGGGACGCUCAGUGGCUGCAGUGGCCUCGUUCCCAAGUUACCAGAUGACCUGGAAGGCAUCAGUCUCAUUGCUGGUUUGGGAAAUGGUGUGCUCCCAAAAGUGUCCGAAGAAACAGUGUCUCCCACCAGAGCCCGGAACAUGAAGGACUUUGAAAAUCAAAUCACUGAAUUGAAGAAAGAAAACUUUAACCUGAAGCUUCGCAUCUAUUUCCUGGAGGAGAGAAUGCAACAGGAAUUUGAUGGCCCCACUGAGCACAUCUGUAAAACCAAUAUCGAGCUCAAGGUGGAAGUAGAGAGUCUGAAGCGUGAGCUCCAGGAGAGGGAGCAGCUGCUCGUCAAAGCCUCCAAAGCAGUUGAGAGCCUCGCUGAAGGGGGCGGAUCUGAAGUUCGGCGGGUGAAGGAGGAUGCUCAGAAGAAGGUGAAGCAGGUUGAGGAUCUCCUAACCAAAAGGAUACUCCUUCUAGAAGAGGAUGUGAAAGCUGCCCAAGCAGAACUGAAAAAGGCCUUUGCAGGGACAGAGACGGAGAAGGCUCUGCGGCUAAGCUUGGAAAACAAGCUUUCGGAGAUGAAGAAGGUGCACGAGGGGAACGUGGACGUGGCUCUGGUCCUGGAGGAGAAAGACAGACUGAUUGAGGAGCUGAAGCUGUCUUUGAAGAGCAAAGAAGCUUUAAUUCAGUGCCUUAGAGAGGAGAGAUCUCAGAUGGUGUCUCCUGAUGAGGACGUGUCAUCGGCAGAGCUCCAGGGACUUUCUGCUGCUCUGCGGGAAGAAAAGAAGAGAGAAACCCAGGCUGCACAAAUGGAGUACCAGGCAGAGAGAAAUCGCUUUGAAGAGAGGAUCCAGGCACUUCAGGAGGACCUGAGAGAGAAGGAAAGAGAAAUUGCUACAGAGAAGAAAAAUAGUUUAAAGAGGGAUAAAGCCAUUCAGGGCCUAGCCUUGGCAUUAAAGUCGAAGGAAAAAGAGGUCGAAGAACUAAACUCCGAAAUUGAAGAGCUCAGUGCUGCCUUUGCUAAAGCCCAAGAAGCCCACCAGGAAACACAGACCCAGAAAUUCCAGGGAGAUUAUGAAGCUGCUCUGUCAGAAAAGGCAGCCCUCUUGGCUGCGCUGCACUCAGAGAACCUCACCAAGAGCACAGAGAACCACAGACUGCGUAGGAACGUUAAGAAGGUCACCCAGGAGCUGAGCGACCUGCGGCAGGAGAAGGAGAGGCUAGAGAAGGACCUGCAGGCAGCCCGUCGGGAGAAGAGCAGAGGAGACGGCACCAUCCGUGACCUUAAAAAUGAGGUUGAGAAAUUACGCAAUGAAGUGAAUGAAAGAGAGAAAGCAGUGGAGAAGUCUUACAAGAGUCUGUUGAGUGAAAGUAAUAAAAAAUUACACAGUCAAGAGCAGAUGAUCAAACAUUUAACAGAAAGUAUCGAUCUAAAGGACAAGGACUUGCUUCUUCAGAAAUUCAGUGGAAAAGAUUCAGAAGCAAUGCAGCAAAAUCUUUACUUGACGACUGUGGAGGAUCUCAAAUUCGGGAGCCGAGACUCCAUAACGAAACAGCGCUCUUCUCCGCCGUCGCCGGGCGGCAGAGUCGUCUUCCGCGAGGAAAAGCAACAAUUAGACUAUGAAGAGCUGAUUCAGGUCUUAAAGAAAGAGCAGGACAUCUAUGCCCACCUGGUCAAAUCUCUGCAGGACCCAGACAGUGCCCACAACCUGCAGGCUGAGUUAAACAGCAUCCUGGCCCUGCGGAGGCAGCUGGAGCGGGACGUGCUCGCCUAUCAGAAUUUGAAAAAGACACUGGAGGAGCAGAUCAGCGAAAUUCGGAGGCGGGAAGAAGAACCGUUUUCGUUUUAUAGCGAUCAAACAUCUUAUCUGAGUAUUUGCCUUGAAGACCGCAGUCCGUUUCAAGUGGAGCAUUUUUCUCAAGAAGAACUGAAGAAGAAGGUCAGUGACCUCAUACAACUAGUGAAGGAGCUGUAUACAGACAACCAGCACCUGAAGAAAACCAUUUUUGAUCUCUCCUGCUUGGGCUUCCAGGGGGAUGGCAGGCUUGAGUCAACAGAACAAAUGGAGCUUUCAGCCCGCCAGGAGGACAAGGACACGAUCAGAAUUGGCAAGGAUGACGAGAGUAAUUUCCUGAGUGGCCAGCAUUCGGAGCAGAGUAACAAGAUUGUUCAGGAUGGUUCCAAAGAGGGCUGCAAAAAUGGGUACAUAAGGCACAUGGAUUCCAGUAUUUUAGACCACGGUGGAGCCCACAGGCAUGGCCGUCUUGGAGACCAGAGUCUGGAGGAAGGCGAGCUCGGGAACCUGCUUGCCCCUUUCUUCAGUGAGAAGGCCGCAUUGUUACUGGAAGCCAGGCCCGACCUUCUGAAAGAGCUGCGUGAACUGCUUCUGGGACGAAUAUGCUUGCCAGAGCAGGACGUUUCUGGAGAACACCCUGGUGGGAAAACUGAGAAGACACUUCAGCAGAUGGCUGUUCAGCUAAGAGGCGAACUCGGACAGUUCCUCCAAGCCAACUUGUUUUCCAGGCCCCAUGGUGACCUGAAGUCACCCUGGGGAGCCCAGCUGGUGAAGGCUGCUGAGCCAGCCAAGGUGGAGCUGAAAGAUGUCUCCGUGCAGACCACGGCCGUGGAAGGCGACACGCUCGGAUUCAAGCACGAAGGCAGGAGGGAGGCUUGGGAGGAGACGCGGACGGACGCCGCCUUCAGCACUGAGCACCAGCCCGAGAACCUGGGCGGGCCGCCGGGGCCACAGGCCGCCCCUUCUGCCUUCUUCCAUGGGACUGACCGAGAGGCUAAGAAGUCCCGCUUGCCCGUCCUGAUAAAACCGUCCCAGUCGUUGGGAAGUGUGUGUCGGCUCCCUGACCCACAGGAGGUGGUGGCCCAGCUGCAGGGCCAGAUCUUGGAGUUGCAGGAGGAGCUGAAGGAGCUUAAAACUCACAAUAAGCAACUUCACCAAAAGUUAAUUCUGGCCGAAGCAAUGAUGGAGGAGAGCCCAGUGCCAGACAAAACGCUCCUGAAAGACUCUGAAAUCAACCAGCCCAAGAAUCCUGAAGAUUUUGGGGGCCCAACUUCAGUAGCUCCUUACCUAAGUCCUAGGAGUCAGCUGUCCACUAAAGUCAGUGCCAUUGGAACUGACCAGUCUGAGAACAUCGGUACUUCAGAUGACACAGAAAACUUAAAACAGAAAAUCUGUGACUUGGAAACUGAGCUUGAGGGCUACCGGAACUUCCUCCUUCAGCUUCAGAAGCACUCCCGGUGCAGUGAGGCCAUUAUCACAGUUUUGUGUGGGACAGAAGGGGCCCAGGAUGGCUCCAUCAAGCCCAAGGGUGGUACUGACGAAGAAGAAAUGACCUUUUCCAGUUUGCACCAAGUACGCUAUGUGAAACACAUGGAAAUCCUCUGUCCGCCGGCCCCGGAGAUGAUGGACGGCGGGAUGCUGGGGAGCCUGGAACAGCAGCGAGGAGAACGGGACUGUGAGCUGCAGAAGGAGCAGACUUUGAACUUGGAACUUUUCAGUGAGAUCCAUAACCUGCAGAAUAAGUUCAGAGAUCUCUCGCCCUCAAGAUACAAUUCAUUAGUGCAGUCCCAAGCCAGGGAGCUCUCCGUUCAGCGGCAGCAGAUUAAGGACAGCCGUGACAUCUGUGUCAUCUGUCGUCAACACAUGAGCACCAUGAUUAAGGCGUUCGAGGAGCUGCUACAGGCCAGCGAUGUGGACUGCUGCGUGGCCGUGGGCUUCCGGGAACAGCUGAACCGCUGCGCCGCGCUGCUGGAGAGGCUGGAGCAGCUGUUUCUCAGUGGGAAAUCAGGAGGAGUGGAAAUGAGCACCCAGAACGAACUGAUAGAGAGGGUGGAGGAAGACAGCUUGACUGAUCAGCAUAUCCUCCCCGGGUCUCCUGAGCCUUCAGCCUCUCACGCCUUGUCUGAUGGUGACACGUCCGAAAAGUCCUCCUGCUCACGAGACCAGAAGCAAGACAGCGAGACCGAGAAGACUUCAGUCACGGUGAACAAUUUUUCUCAAGACCUACUAAUGGAGCAUAUACAAGAAAUUCGAAGUUUGAGAAAACGUUUAGAAGAAUCUAUUAAGACAAAUGAGAAGCUACGGAGGCAGCUGGAACGGCAAGGGUCUGAACUGGAUCAAGGUUCUUCAAACACUUUGGUUUGUGGGUCAGAGCUGCAUAAUUCUCUGACGUCAGAAAUUCGUUUCCUGAGGAAGCAGAACCAGGCCCUCAAUGCAAUGCUUGCCAAAGGCUCCAGAGAUAAACAGAAGGAGAAUGAAAAAUUACGAGAGUCCCUCUCCAGGAAGGCUGCGGACCUCGAGCACCUCCAGCUCGAGUUUGCCGGUGUGAAGGCGGAGAAGGGAAGGCUGCAGCAGGAGGCGGGCCAGUGGCGGAGGCACAGCCAGCAGCUGCUGCAGGAGCUCUGUGACAGCCGCAGCGAGCUGAGCAGGGUGCAGGAGGAGGUGAAGUGGAGGCAGCAGCUGCUCUCACAGAACGACACGGUGCUUCAGUCCCUGCGAGUGGAGCUGAAGGUGUAUGAGAAGCUGGACGAGGAGCACAGGAUCCCCAGAGAGUCCCGAGCAGAGGCAUUGGGAGAAGCCUGGCAGGGGCAGGCCCCUCUUGGUGACCUGCGUGACCUGCUGACGGAGAUCCGGGCUCUGCGGACACAGCUGGAAAGGAGCAUCGAAACCAACAGCACGCUGCAGGGCAGGCUCCAGGAGCAGCUGGCGCAGGGCGGGGGCCAGGCUCCAGAUGCAGCUCUCGCUCUGGCUCUCCAGACCCUGCCCACGCCCGAGCCCCUUCAGCCAGACCAGCACGAUGGUGACAGACAUCCUGUGGCCACUACUGGCAAUUCAUGUGAUCUGUUUGACCCCACCCAGGCGGUGGCUCCGAGAUCAGAGAUUCCUCCACCCUCUAGAAACGACGUGGACUCCCUCUCCCGUGACAGUGGCAGCUCUACCACCAGUGCCCCAUGCGUGUCUCGCCUGGUUCCUGGCCACCACCUGUGGGCCAGCAAGAGUGGCUGCCACGUCCUGGGCCUGAUUGAGGACUACAAUGCCCUGUGUAAGCACAUUGGCCAGGGCCAGAAGCUCCUUGCUGAGAUGGACAUUCAGAUCCAAGAGGAUCCCAGCCCCUCAAGUCAAGAGCAGGGAACAAAGGGUCUGUACCUGGCACCCUGGAGCAGGUUUGUCUCCGGCGUGAGCAGAGCCAAGCUGGCCCUGGAAGAGGCCGAGAGGUUGCUGACGCUUCUCUGGAGGGUCUCACUCCCCACAAGUGGCCAGUGCACACUGCACUGUGAGCAGAUUGGAGAAAUGAAGGCAGAGAUCACCAAACUACAUAAAAGAUUAUUUGAACAGGAAAAGAAGCUGCAGAACACCAUGAAGCUUUUGCAGCUGAGCAAACACCAGGAAAAAGUCAUCUUCGAUCAGUUGGUCGUAACCCACAAAAUCCUUCGGAAGGCCAGAGGAAACCUGGAGCUGAGGCCCGGGGGCGCCCACGCAGGAGCGGCCAGCCCCAGCAGACCAGGCUCCUGAGAGCUCUCAGACAAUAAAGCUGUGGUUCUCCGCCCUC